Molecule: messenger RNA, 570 nt
Organism: Aspergillus campestris IBT 28561
Lineage: Eukaryota; Fungi; Ascomycota; Eurotiomycetes; Eurotiales; Aspergillaceae
Product: glycoside hydrolase family 134 protein
Exons: 5
Coding region: 22-570 (182 amino acids)
Source: RefSeq, a predicted model, not a curated record
GCAACAUCUUCAAUCGCCAAAAUGAAGCUUUCCAUCCUGGCCACCAUUCUCCCCCUCGCUCUGGGCAGCGUCAUUCCCCGUGCCGACAGAGGCAGCUAUGCUGUUGACGGCCUGGGUGCGCGCAAGCAGGAGCUGCUGGCGGCUGGCGCCAACACCAUGGACAUGGCCAUUGCCAUGCUCGAGACCGAGAACAUGGGAACCGACUACAAAUAUGGCGAUGGCAAGAGCGGUGACGCUACAAACUUUGGUAUCUUCAAGCAAAACUGGAUGAUGCUGCGCCUGUCAGCGUCCGAGUUCAAGGGCAUGUCUGCCGAGGAGGUGGACGAGGGAGCCGUCCUCAACGAGGAUCUCGGAAAGGAUAUCCAGGCCCGCCACGACUCCGAGGAGUUCUACGGCUUCGACAAGUGGUGUGGUGGCCACCGCAAUGGCGAGACUGGCCUCGGCAACCCUGACACCGACGAUAUCCACAACUACAUGGCUGGUAUCACCUGGAUUCAGGAGCAGAUUGAGAGCGAUGAAAAGUUCCAGACUGACGACACCCGCUUCUGGGUUGAUGUCGUUCCCAUCUAA